This is a messenger RNA of Entamoeba invadens IP1, 2157 nucleotides long. RefSeq names its product tyrosine protein kinase, putative. The coding region runs from base 1 to 2157 and encodes 718 amino acids. The record is from RefSeq and is a predicted model, not a curated record. NCBI's taxonomy places the organism in Eukaryota, Evosea, Mastigamoebida, Endamoebidae. The transcript has a single exon. Gene Ontology annotation, biological process: protein phosphorylation. Gene Ontology annotation, molecular function: protein binding; protein tyrosine kinase activity; ATP binding.
AUGGCAUCAAGCCCAAUAAAGUGUGUAAUAGAAGCUCCAAACGACCCGAACUCUCCUCCAAUUGGAAUUUAUGGCCAUACUCUCUGUUAUGGAGAGAACAAAAUGUACCUCAUUGGAGGGUGGGUAGAGGCAGAGAAGAAGUACAACGACACUGUUUAUGUCUUUGAUUUCACUAAACUCACAUGGGAGAGAAAGAACCCCGACCAAUCCAACGUGAGUUUAGGAAGAAGUUAUCACACUGCAACAUAUUAUGAAAAGAACAUUUAUAUAGUUGGCGGGUUACGGUAUGAGACUAUCAUAGACACUAUCGACGUUCUUGAUGUGACUACAUACAAACUGUCACACCUCAAACUCCCGAAGAAAGUCCAGAAGUACUUCCAUUCAACUGUUUUGUUUGGCGAUUCGUUAUACAUAUACGGAGGAAGAACUCGUUCAAAGAGAGAUAAAGAUGUUGAGGUCUUCUCGAAAGAAUUCUUCAGACUUGAAAUUCCAAGACUCUUGUUGAACCCUUUGUCCUCUGCACAAGAGACGGACUUGAUGCAAGAGAAACAUGGCUCAUUCCUUACAGCGGGUGGUGAUAUGUAUGUGGUUGGUGGAUUUACAAGUAAAGCAGAGACACAAUUGAUGAAGAGAUAUAACAUUGGUGGGUCGUCUUGGGUUGCUUCUACUGCUCGACUUGAGAUACCAAAGAACGAACUCCGCUUUGCUUAUUUCAAAAAUGAGGAUUUUGCUGUUUCUGUUGGAGGAAACAAAGGAGAAGAAACCAUCAAUGACAUUCAUAUGGCAAAGAAGAUGAAUAACCAAAUGUGUAUCUUCUCGUACACUCCAGACAGUGAUUUGCUGAAAGAAAAGACUUGGGGAAAUGCAGUCUUGGCGUUUUCAUUGAACAACAAGAACUCUUUUAUGGUGAGUAUUGGUGGUAUUAACACCACUCACAGAAUGCUCAUCUGCUCUGUGAGUUCGUCAAGUUUCAAGUUUGAGGACAUGAAGGCUGUUUCUGAAGAUGAAGUAAAAAUAGAGUCUAAAGUUAGAGUCGAGUCUUCGUUGUAUUCUUUCCUUGCCGACAAUAAGUUGACGUGCUUACUCAAACAACUCUUUGAGGCGGGUUACAAAACAAAGGAAGAGUUAUGUAGAGUAGGAAGGUAUGAGUUAGAUAAAGCUGGGUUUAAGCCAGGGUUUGCUCGGCAAUUAGUUGAUGCUAUUGCAAGGGACAAUUCAUCACAUUCGACUACAAUGAAAUUGCAUGGUGAAUUUAAGUACUUAACUGGAUGUGAAACGCAACAAAUGAUUGGGCACGGAUCAUUCGGUAUGGUGUACAAAGGCACAUGGCUUGGAACCACUGCAGUUGCGAUGAAAGAGAUUCAGAAGAUGUCCGACGACCCCGCCAAAAUAGCAGAAUUAGAGAAAGAGGCGUCAGUCACACAGAUGAUGAAGCAUCCAAAUUUGAUUACGAUGUAUGGGCUCUUUAAAAGUGACGAUUCCAUAUUCAUGGUGUUAGAUUUGUGUAAUGGAUCUGUCGAUGAUCUGUUGCAUAAAACUCCAAAGGCGGUGACAUACAAACAACGUGUAAAAAUGUGUGUUGAUGUAGCCACUGGGAUGUCCUAUCUUGCGUCACUUAAAGUGGUCCACAGAGAUUUGGCUGCACGUAAUUUGUUGUAUUUGAAUGAUGUUGGAGGACAAUAUAUCACUCGUGUGGGCGAUUUGGGUCUAUCAAGACAAACAGCUUCGGGUAACUACGAGAGUAGCACUGCUGAACCGAAAUACCCAAAGAAGUGGACACCACCCGAAAUUGCUCAACCAGGCGAAUUCCAUUUCAAGUUCUCGACUACUUCAGAUAUCUGGUCAUAUGGUGUCACCCUAUGGGAAAUCUUCAGUGACGCCGCAACACCAUACUCUUCCGUUGGAAACCAAGAAAUCAUGCAGAAAACAUUUGAAGGUUUGAGACUCGAAGAACCAAAGAUGCUUUCAGAGGCAGAAGAAAAACAUGGUCAUGAAAUUUGGCAGACGGCAUUCAAGUGCUUCAAUAAAAUACCUUCACAACGACCAAGAUUCAAAGAUUUGUACAAGGAUUUGAAAUCAAUACUUGAUGUCCUGCCAGACGAAGAAGCUGUAGUCGAAAAAGUCGAGGAAGAAGUUGAAGACGACAAAUACGAGUAA